AUGCAGAUCACAGUCCAGACCGUUGCAGUUGUUGUUGCUCUGGCUUCGACCGCCGCCGCCGCACCUGCAGUCAACACUGCCCCGCAAGAACUCUCACGGCGUGAUCUUAUCGUCCUACCUGGGACGACCGACCAAGGCGAGGCCACUCCAGCGGCCAAACGCAAUCUAAGAACCAUCAAAAAGCGUGGUCCCACGGACACAUACGGCGACUACACAGGGCAAUGGAGCAGUUACCCGGACGACUCUGGUUCUUAUGUCCGCUCAGACGAUGAGUUCAGAUAUGGCGGCCUGGGUGGCGACAAAUGCUGGACCGACCUUUUCUACGUAUCGUCCUCCUACAAGCAAACGGACUGGAAGCGCGAGGGUUCCAUUGACUGCGGGACAACAUCCCAGUGUGAAGCAGGAAUCGAUCAAGGCGUAGAGACGUGCAACGAUUGGAGCAUUUCUAUCGAAGUCGGAGCCGAGGUCGGCAUCCUCAAGGACAUCUUUUCGGUCUCGUCCAGUAUUACGAAUAGCUAUGGGGAGUCUAAGUGUGAGUCGGUCACCACCAAGAGCACCUGUGUAUGGCAGGACACCGCAUGCCAUGCAAUCUGGAGCAGUCAGACGGUCAAGGUUGAUCACGGUUAUAUACGUCGCCGCUGUGAUUUCCACGAUGGCAAGGGCGAUCAGACUGUUUGGAGCAAAGACUGGGACGUUAGCGAGAAGGCCGACGAGCUUCACCUCGGAUGCAAGGCGGAUUGCGCCGCUGGAUCGUACCCAGCGUAA
This is a messenger RNA of Didymosphaeria variabile, 765 nucleotides long. RefSeq lists its product as uncharacterized. The coding region runs from base 1 to 765 and encodes 254 amino acids. The transcript has a single exon. The record is from RefSeq and is a predicted model, not a curated record. Lineage: Eukaryota; Fungi; Ascomycota; Dothideomycetes; Pleosporales; Didymosphaeriaceae.